Messenger RNA from Engraulis encrasicolus (European anchovy), 1986 nucleotides. Its product is annotated as zinc finger protein 883-like. Bases 112 to 1986 code for a protein of 624 amino acids. Gene Ontology annotation, cellular component: nucleus. The record is from RefSeq and is a predicted model, not a curated record. NCBI's taxonomy places the organism in Eukaryota, Metazoa, Chordata, Actinopteri, Clupeiformes, Engraulidae. Gene Ontology annotation, biological process: regulation of transcription by RNA polymerase II. The transcript is spliced from 6 exons. Gene Ontology annotation, molecular function: RNA polymerase II cis-regulatory region sequence-specific DNA binding; DNA-binding transcription factor activity, RNA polymerase II-specific.
AGAAGAGCGGUUGUAAACAAACCAGGAACAACAACAUCGGAGGAAGACGAACGCAGGAGUUGAUUAAGUCAUUGCUGUGGAAUUUCGUGUUAAACAGCUAACCAGCUGAUCAUGGAGUUGAAUUGUGGCUUGAAGGAAGAAGAAUUUGAAGAGGAUAUUUGUCCAAGACAGGAAAUAAAAAGGGAAGAAGAGUCUCAUGACAUCAAACAGGAAGAUUCUACAGAUUUGAAUUGUGGCUUGAGGGAAGAAGAGUUUGAAGAGGAUAUUUUCCCAAGACAGGAAAUAAAAAGAGAAGAAGAGCCUCAUGACAUCACACAAGACACUUCUACAGCGGAGAUCUCCAUAACAUUAGAAGAGGAGGAGGAGGGGGAGCAGGAGGAUGACAGAGGAAUGUGGACUUCAGAGGACGGUGAAGAGGAACCUCACCAAAAUGUCUCUACUCAUACAGGUGGCCUACAGAGGAUGCCAUCAAAGAAAACGAGCAAAAUGUUAAAGAAAAGAAGAGGACAACUGUCUUGUGAUUAUUCUGAGUAUAUAAGGACUUUUAAUGAAAUGCAACCUAUCAAAGCACACCAGAGAACAGUCAAACCUUUCAAGUGCAUGAAAUGUUGGACACCGUUUAAAUAUAAAUGUAAUUUAUUGGUACACCAAAAAACUCACAUUUUGAAGAAGCCUUUAAAGUCUAUGACCAGUAGAAAGGCCAUUGGAGCACAUGGUUUCAAGCCAUGUCAGUGUACUACAUGUGGAAAGUCAUUUGCAUGCAGAUGGACCCUCAAAAUUCACCAGAGAAUUCAUACUGCAGAAAAGCCUUAUCAGUGUAGCAUUUGUGGAAAAGCCUUUGCAGCCAUACUUGGUCUCCAAAAGCAUCUUAGAACCCAUACUGGAGAAAGGUCUUACCAGUGCACCACAUUUGGAAAAGGCUUUUCACAGUCAGGAAACGUAAAGGCUCAUCAGAGAACCCAUACUGGAGAAAAACCUUACCAGUGUAGCACAUGUGGAAAGGGAUUUGCACGUAAAGGACAUUUGUACAGGCACCAGAGAACCCAUAGUAGACAGAAGCCAUAUCAGUGUAGCCCUUGUGGAAAGAGAUUUACACACAAAGGCAGUCUCAAUCGCCAUCAGAUAAUCCAUAAUAUAAAACCUUAUCAGUGUAGCACUUGUAGAAGGAGAUUUACACAUCAAGCCAGUCUCAUUUGCCAUCAGAUAAUCCAUACUGGGGAAAAACCUUACCAGUGUAGCAUAUGUGGAAAGUCUUUCAAAACUAACUGGCAUCUAAGAGAUCACCAGAAAACCCAUACUGGAGAAAGGCCUUACCAGUGUAGCACAUGUGGAAAGGCCUAUGCAGACAGAAUUUCUUUCAAAAGUCACCAGAGAUCCCAUACUGGAGAAAAGCCUUACCAGUGUAUCUUAUGUGGAAAGACGUUUGCCAAGUCAAUAUAUCUCAAAAAGCAUCAGAGAACUCACACUGGUGAAAAACCUUGUCAGUGCACCAUAUGUGGACAGAGAUUUGUAGAAAAAAGUACACUAAAUCGCCACCAGAGAAUCCAUACUGGGGAAAAGCCUUACAAAUGUACCACAUGUGAAAGGGCCUUUACACGCAUAUCAGGUCUCAAAGCCCACCAGAGAAGUCAUACUAGAGAAGAGCGAUUUAUUUGUCCAUUAUGUGGACAGGCCUGUUUAUCUGCAGGGCAUCUCAAAAUGCAUCUGAGUACUCAUCCUGGGGAAACGGUAUACCUGUGCAGCAUAUGUGGAAAGGGUUAUGCAUUCAAAAGCGUACUAGCUCGCCAUCAGAUGACCCAUACUGGAGAAAGACCAUACCAGUGCACCACAUGUGGAAAGGCCUUUGCACUGAAAGAUCGUCUCAAAAGUCACCAGAGAAUCCACACUGGAGAAAAGCCAUUCCAUUGUACUACGUGUGGAAAGGCCUUUGGACGAAGCAGUGAUCGCAAUCUCCACCAGAAAAUUCAUACUAGAGAAAGGCCUUAA